Molecule: messenger RNA, 3366 nt
Organism: Mycosarcoma maydis (corn smut)
Lineage: Eukaryota; Fungi; Basidiomycota; Ustilaginomycetes; Ustilaginales
Exons: 1
Coding region: 1-3366 (1121 amino acids)
Biological process (GO): intra-Golgi vesicle-mediated transport
Cellular component (GO): COG complex
Source: RefSeq, a predicted model, not a curated record
AUGAUUCCGAUGCCCGCAGCAACACUAGCUGUCGACUCGGCACUACCAGCCUCGCUCAUCUCGCUCAUCCAGAAUGCGGCGUUGACCGCCGAACCUCCCAUCUCACCAGAUGCGCUUGCCGACAAACAAGUUGCGUCCUACAUCCGCUCUCUCUCCAACUUCACCCUUCCCGAUCUACGUACCCAACCGCAGCAGCUUCAAUCCAAGUCCGAAGCUCUACAUCAGCAGCUUUCAGAUCUCUGCAUCUCUCAAACACGCGCUUUCAUCCACAUUCACCAAGCAGAGCAGCAGUUCGGUCCUUCCCUCGACACAUUUGCCUCUCACCUGGAUGACUUGAUCAAUCGCACCCUGCCAGAACUGCAAGCUGCGGCAGCUGCAUUCGUCACAACCAGUCAACCCGUCUUGGCGGAACGAGAGCGCAUCCAGAAUGUUGCAGAUCAGUACGAGCAUGGUCAUCUCUCCGAUCUCCUUGAGAUACCCCCCCUCAUCCACACCUGUGUCAAGGCCGGGCAUCACUCGGAUGCGAUCCAGCUGGCCAAACACCUCGUAGAUCUACUUAGAGCAGCUGAGACCGAUGCUGCUACCAUCACCGCUGACGCUGCCUUUUCGACUUCACGUUCGGACACUACACAUGGUCAACGCAAUACCUACCUUUCCCUGCUUAUCGAGGCACUCUGGCAUCUGGCCGCCAUGAAGGCCGACCUCAUUUCAAGCUUCUCAAAGCCUGGUCUGAAGCUUCCUGCUGCGCUCAAAUCUGUCGCUGUCCUUCGUAGCCUCACUCAGUUUGAGGCUCUCCUCCCGACUCUCGCGGAUUGGCAUCUGGUCGAUUCACACGAUCGCGUUCCUCUUCUCAGUAUGAGCGAGAAUCAGCUCUGUCUCUCCUUUUUGAAGGCUAGGAUACGCUCUUUACAUUCUGCUCUCGAUACUAUGGGCUCGCCUUCCUCUCUUUCCAGUCAAGCUUUCUUGCGCCGGUACAUUGAUCUGUGGCGCGAAGAAUUGGCAGACAGCCUUGGUAUGGCAUUUGCGCUUUUCAUCGAUGAUACUUCACCGACUGCUCAAGUCCGCUCCAGCAACGGUGCGGUGGCCAACAUGGUCACACCUGCUUACCUCAUUUCGUCGUUUGCGACAUCUGGUCUCGAGCGGCUGCGUGAGACUAUUUCUGCGCAGCUCGUCGCAUUCGCACAGCCGAUCCAAUCGUCUUCUUCUGCCUCUUAUGGAUCUGCCAACAGCCUCGAGACGCUCGCCGAGAACCUUUCCUAUCUUCACACACAGCUCAGCUACGCGUCUGCCUCUCUUGCCCGGUUCGGAUUUGACUUUGGCACUCUUCUCUGUGCUCCAUUCGGUUCUUCCGCCAUCACUCCGUCCACAGCGUCACUCGGCCUUAUUGAAGCUACCUGGCUCAAUGCUUUGACUUGUUCGCUCGAUCGAGCAUUCUCGCCAAUGCACCAACAGCUGGACAAGCUCACCAACGAAGCAUCGCUGCCAUCGCGCUGGCUUGUUUCACCUCAACUACCUCUAUCAGCCUUGCAAGAUAUGUAUCGCGUAUGCGAAGACAAUGCCGAUCCAUCGUACGACGACCUUUCACAGCCCAACAUUGAGCUUGUCGACUAUCCGCCAUUUGGUAAACUGCUCAAUCGUCUUUUGGAGUGGAUCAAUGCCCUUCAAGUUUUUCCUCCUAUCUCUCUUGCACCAUCGCUCUUGCAAAAUCUCGACCGUCAUUUUGCACGUGCUUCGCAACGCUUGUUCGAAGAGAUUCCCGAAAUCAUUGCCCAGCUCGCCAUAGAAACGUCCAACGAUGAUCACGUCUUGGUCGACGCCGAAGCGCAAGCCCUUCUGCAGCAUUUCGAUGAGCAGCCAGAGGCAAAGCGAACACUACAGACGCAGCUGCUUCGGGAUCGAGAGAACGCCAUGUUGAUCAAAGCCAUACGCAUGUGGCGUUCUUCUGUCGUCGAUUGGACCAUGAACGUCGUUGCAUCCCAGAUCUUUGAUGUCGCGUCAAAUAGCAGAAAAGGCAGUCUGGCACCAGGCGAAAUUGACGCUGUCUGGCAAAAGGCUAAGCAAUGGAUCGAUGGCACCCAGUCAAGAAUCGUCCAAUCAGAUAAGCAGAGGCGAUCAGAAGCUAAUCUCAGGAGAAAGGCCGUUCAGGAGGCUCAGGCUCAGGCUAAACUCAAGGCUGAUCAAGAGGCGAGGCGUAAAGCUGAAGAGGAGGCUCGUCUGAAAGCUGAAGAGGAGGCACGACUCAAGGCCGAAGAGGAAGCUCGUCUAAAAGCAGAGGAGGAGGCGCGAAUCAAGGCGGAAGAGGAGACGCGACUCAAGGCAGAAGAGGAAGCUCGACUAAAGGCAGAGGAGGAGGCGCGACUCAAGGCUGAAGAGGAAGCUCGACUGAAGGCUGAAGAGGAGGCGCGACUCAAGGCUGAAGAGGAAGCUCGACUGAAGGCAGAGGAGGAGGCUGAAGCGAAGGAAGCCGCCAGAUUGAAAGCUGAAGAGGAAGAAAGACUCAAAGCCGACGAAAUGGAGAGGCUGAAAGCUGAAGCCAAGAGUGCUACGGCCAAGGACGAAGCUGCACGGGUCGAAACUGCAGAAGAGGCCAGAAUCAAGGCUGAAGAAGAAGCAAAAGUAGCAGCACAGGAGGAAGCAAAAGGACUGAAAGCGAAAGUGAUACUCGACGAAGGAGCCGGUACCAUUGCUGAGGAUGAAACCAGGUCGAAAGCUGUUCAAGAUGCUCAAUCUGUCGAGAUCGGGCCUAACAUCCCUUUCGUCGACGCCGAGACCCAGGCGGCGCCUCUCAAGAAGAAAGAUGAUGAGAAUUCUGGCAACUCCUCCGUGGCCGAAGCUGCAACAGAGGCAGCGCCCAAGACCGUGGAGCAAUCUGCUCCUUCAGCUGCUUCAGCAGCCAAGAAAUUCAGUUUGGCUGAGAAGCUUCGACAACGCAAAGAGGAGCGCGAUCGAGCAGCAGCAGCUGCUGCUUCCAGUACAGCUGUCUCAGAGGCCAAGGAAGCGGCUCCUGCUCAGGACGAAAGCUCUCUCUCUACAUCUGUCGUUCCAGCUAAUGAAUCUUCGAACAGCAUCAUCAAGACCGCGCAUGACGACAACCUACCAUCGAGGUCGGAAGAUAACCACAAGACAUCUGAUAAUUCAGCGGCCCCAGCAACGACCGAGGGGAGCAAUCUCCCGACCUCUACAGCGGAUCCAUCUGAUCGGGACGAAGGUGACUAUGACGACGAACAUGAUGAUGAUGCCGCCGCCGAAGAAGACGAUAGCGGAGCCAACACUCCCGUGACACCAAGCACGCCCAAUCCCGAAGUCACAUCCGGCAGCACCAGCGCAGGCAAGAAGAACAGGAAGAAAAAGAAGAAGAAAAAGUAG